Molecule: messenger RNA, 330 nt
Organism: Trichomonas vaginalis G3
Lineage: Eukaryota; Parabasalia; Trichomonadida; Trichomonadidae
Product: organellar and viral DNA polymerase type B
Exons: 1
Coding region: 1-330 (109 amino acids)
Source: RefSeq, a predicted model, not a curated record
AUGAUUUCAACAAUCGGCACAACAACAAUUCAAGCCGCGAACGGCGGGACUCUGUCCACAACAACUUCACCAAACUCGUUAGUCAUGAAUCCAACAUCUAUGUUAGUAGAGAUGGAAAGCUUCAUUCCUUCUUCAUUUACUUUCGAAACAGAAAUACAAAAAAUUAAGCAGGAACUUUUAACAAGUAAUUUAGACUGUAGUGCGAAAGAUGAAACAAAUGAACAGUAUCUUUAUGAAAUGGAGGACCUCAUCGACCAUUUACCUAAACUAGCUGAAAUUCAGCAUCAAAAACUAACUAUUCCUGAAUUCGACGAAAUUGAAGUCAAAUAA